UUCACAUUAGAUGGCGCGCUUUCGUGACGCACGGAGCGCAUGCGCAGCAACAGAUAUCCUAGCGAGCUCUUUCCUUCUCUCUGUUGCUUUGUGCACGUAAUUCCAAAAAAGAAACUCUCAAUACUUUAACAAUGUCUGAUGAUGAAUUUGGACAAGGCGAGUCUGGAGCUGCCAAACAUUAUCCACAGCAAUGCUCUGCCCUUCGCAAAAAUGGAUUCGUUCUCAUUAAGAAUAGACCCUGCAAAAUUGUAGAAAUGUCAACUUCUAAGACCGGAAAGCACGGUCAUGCAAAGGUUCAUCUUGUUGCAAUAGAUAUAUUCACCAAUAAAAAAUAUGAAGAUAUUUGCCCAUCCACCCAUAACAUGAAUGUUCCAAACGUUACCCGUAAAGAUUUUCAGUACGUUGAUAUGGACGAUGAGUUCUUGUCUCUAAUGGACGACAGUGGUGGUAUCCGCAGUGAUAUUAAACUUCCUGAUGGUGAAGUAGGCAAUGACAUUAAAAAGAAGAUCGAAAAUGAUGAGCAAUUUAUGUGCACUGUCCUCACUGCGAUGGGUGAGGAAGCCGUGGUGGGAACAAAGCCGCUUAAUUAAAAAUAAACAGCUGGUGGAUGGAUAUCAUGUGAUCACAGAGUGGCCAGUCAGAGGCUAAGAGGGAGCACCGCCAAGCUUUGUGCACAGGCUCAUCCAAGCUUCAAUCAACCUUUUUUUUCCUCUCUUUUAUUUUUUUUGCUUCAAAAAUAGAAUCCCACAUCUCUCCAUUGUCUGAAAACUUUCCAGUAUCAUGCUAUCUCUGCUGAUGCAACCCCCCCCCCCAAAAAAAAGAAAAAGGUAAUGGUUGGAAUCUUGUGUAGGAGUUCUAGGUCAAACAUAUUUUUAACCUCCUCCCCCCAAAAAAUAAAUUAAAAAAUCGAGAAAUAAAAAAAAAAUUCUCACAACAAUACUGUAAUUUGUCUUCUAAUUCACUCCAAGUAAUAAUGAUCAAUGAUCUUGAUGAUGAUCAUGGUAUAUAUAUGUUGUUUUGUAAAUGAUUGAAAGCCUUUUAAUUCCUGAUGACCCUCCCAGCUUUACAAGACAGUGCAACUGUCAGAGCAACCCGACAGAUCAUAAUUGUAUUGACCACAAAUCUUGUAUGUAUGCCGCUGUGUUUAAUUUAAUGCAGUGAAAUAGAAAUGAAAAAAAAAAUUAAAAGAUGACAAUCUAAUGGCCUGGAACGCCCUGUUAUUUUUGCAUGCCACGUAUAUAUCUCAAACUAGAAGGGGGUUACCCCUAAAUGAUUGAGGGUAUUCCCCUUCCAGCUUUCGGAAAGCAUGGUCUAUAUCCAUUCCUUGAUGAGGAUUUGAAUUAAUAAUGUAGUUUUAGAGAUAGACUUCAACGAAGACCAAUAAUGAAUACUGAUUUCUCGGUCUCAUUUGCUCUACAACGAGUCGAAAACAGCCGUUUAAACAUUUUUUGUACCAGCUAAGUAUAGCUGGUUUGAAUACAAAUGAAUAUAACGGCUGUUUUGGACUCGCCGCCGCACGGCCGUCGGUAGAGCAGAUGUGACCGAGGUAUAAAUGAAACGUUACUGCAUGAUGUUUUGUAAUUCUCAAUGCUGUACAAACAAAAUAUUUAGAUUAUGUGGAACCUCUAUAGGGAAACAGUAAUACAUGAAAUCUCACAAGCUGUGAUUUUUACCGGGCCAACUUCUUGGCACUCUGUUUCUGAUUUCGUCUUUUUAGUUUUUACCGUGAUUUUUACCAGAUGACAGAAAAGCAAAGCAGUUUUUCUUGAUCCCAAGGAAUUUGCAAGUAUGGAGGUUCCACUAGAUUUUAGGAUUUAUUUAUUUUAUUUCUAUUUUAUUCCUCGGGUAUUUCUAUCUAAAUAAUAUGUGGAAAGAAAAGAAAAUCUAUUGUACAUUCUUUCUUCUGUUGCCAUCGCCUUUUUCUCUCUUUCCCAGAUCUUUUUUUUUCUGUUUGGGAUGGUAUGUAUGGUAUGUUUGUGUGUUACAAAUCAUUCUUAUAUCUCAUGUAUUUUCCAACAUGGAAAAGUAAAAUUGAUGAGCAAUUCCACAUGGACUGUGUGAGAUGUAUUCUUCAGUGAUUAUUUCUGUCAGAAAUUCGAAUUGUUUUGAUUGAAUGUUAUUGAGAAUUUAAUGCAAACGAGCAGAUAUGAGCCAAAGUUAGAAGACUUCACCAUGUAACCCCCCCCC
Lytechinus variegatus (green sea urchin) is the source of this 2187-nucleotide messenger RNA. Its product is annotated as eukaryotic translation initiation factor 5A-1-like. Bases 132 to 590 code for a protein of 152 amino acids. NCBI's taxonomy places the organism in Eukaryota, Metazoa, Echinodermata, Echinoidea, Temnopleuroida, Toxopneustidae. Gene Ontology annotation, molecular function: RNA binding; ribosome binding; translation elongation factor activity. The record is from RefSeq and is a predicted model, not a curated record. Gene Ontology annotation, biological process: positive regulation of translational termination; positive regulation of translational elongation. The transcript is spliced from 5 exons.